Molecule: messenger RNA, 2443 nt
Organism: Drosophila rhopaloa
Lineage: Eukaryota; Metazoa; Arthropoda; Insecta; Diptera; Drosophilidae
Product: ribosomal L1 domain-containing protein CG13096
Exons: 2
Coding region: 92-2311 (739 amino acids)
Source: RefSeq, a predicted model, not a curated record
UUACCCAUCUCUAGAGCAUAGCACGUGUGGUUGUAUUCAAUUUAAAAUAUAGUUUUGCUCGAGAUAAUACGUUUCAAUCGCCCUAGUAAAGAUGGUUAAAGUACAGAAACCCCAGGCCAAGUCGCUGAAUAAGAGCACCAGCAUCGAGGGCGUGGCCAAGAAAAAGGGAAAGCCGGAAAAGUCCAUUAAACUGCCCAAAGAAGCUAAUUUAGAAUUGGUCAGCAACAAAAAGAUCAAAAAUGUGGCGUCUCAAAAAAACGAUGCCGCCAAAAAGGAGCCUAAGGUGAUCAAAAAGGAAGCCGAAAAGAAACAGCCAAAGGCGGUCAAAAGGCCUCUCAUUUUGGCCCCUCCUGAGUCUCCGGCUGCUACUCCUGUAGCAGAGAAGAAGUCCAAAGUAAAGCCGGCUGUUCCCGCCACUCCAGUGUCCAAGAAGAAGACAUCCCAGAAGCCCCUCAUUUUGGCUCCUCCAGAAUCGCCAGUGGCACCCAAAAAACAAGAGAAAAAGGUUAAAGGAGGUAAAAAAGACGCAGCUCCAGCUAAGUCUGCUCAGGAUGCUGUUCCAGUCAAGAAGCCAGCUGAGGCUGCUCCUCCAGCUAAGAAGUCGGCGAAGGUUGCGCCUCCAGCCAAAAAAUCAGCUCAGGUUGCUCCUCCAGCCAAGAAAUCAGCUCAGGGUGCUCCUCCAGCCAAGAAAUCAGCUCAGGUUGCUCCUCCAGCAAAGAAGGAGAUUUCAGCUGCCCCUGUGACCAAAAAGGCAGCCCAGUCUGCGCCUCCCGCCAAAAAACCCGCCCAAGCUGCUCCGCCCGCGAAAAAAUCCCAGAGCCCAGCUGUUGGGCAAUCAAAAAAGACCCAAAAAACCACCAAGGAAGCAACCCAAGCCAAGCCGACAAAGGCUCAACCCGCUACCCAGCUCCAAAAGAAAAACAAGUCGGCGCAGAGGCUUUCCAAACCCGCCAAGGCUCCCAAAUCCAAGAAGUCCUUUAACGGGAAGAGCAAAGCUGGCCAGCCGAAAGGCAAAGCUGCCAAGAAGGAGCCGGCCAAGGCCAAGAAGCCUGUUGAGCUGACCUUCGAAUUGAAGUCCUUUGACGAACAAAGGUACAAGGAGAUUGUGAGCGAGAAUAAUGUUACGAAGGUGUGCCAGGCGUUGAAGACACUAGUGUCCGAGGAGGUGGCGAAGAAGAAGACUACCUCGAUCUUCACCGACUACCGCUACGUUCUGCAAGUGGCUAGCUACAAGAUUCCCAGCUGUCCCAAGCGCAUGGUCAAGUUGUCUCUAAAGCAUUCGCUGGUUGGCAGCGACGACGACGUGGCCAUCAUAGUGCCCGAUUUGCAGCGCGGUGCCAAGUUCGAGUCUGAUCCCACCAAGCAGCACUACGAGGAUCUGCUGCGAGAGGCCGGCGUGAAACAGCGCCUGACCGUCAUCCCCUUCAACCAGCUGCGCAACGAGAUGGGCACCUUUGAGGCCAAGCGCAAGUUCCUCAACAGCUACGACUACCUGCUGUGCGACGGUCGCCUCUCAGGCCAGGCAACCGCCUUUUUGGGCAAGAACACGCAGAAGUCUCGUAAUGUGCUCCACGCCGUGCGACUGAGUAAGGAUAACGACAAGUUGUCGCAGGAGAUUACACGUGCACUCAACCGCACUGCAUUCAGGCAGCUGGCCAAGGGCGAUCUGACGGCCAUUCCAGUGGGCAACCACGAGCACAGCGCCGAGCAAUUGGCUGAGAACAUUCUGCUUGUCAGCAAGCAGCUCCAGCAAGUAUAUGCCGGCGGCUUGGCCAACAUUCGGUCGCUGUACAUUAAGAUCGACAUUACGGGCACCACGUCGCUGCCACUGUACGUCAGCAUGUGUGCACCGCCAGCGGAUACACCUUAUGUGGUGGGUCCUAAAGAGCAGCGUAUGCUUAAGCUGAAGAAGCAGGCCAACGAGGUACUGUCCAGAUUUGCCAUGACCAAGGAUGCGGAGUUCGUGAAGCUCACCAGCGAUCAGGUCAAGCGCAAGGCCGAGCUGCGCGAAGAAAAGGCGGCCUUGCUGGCCGCUGAUGCUGCUCCCAAGGAUAACGAUGGCGAGGACACUGCCGUGCCAACAAAGAAGGCCCGCAAAGAGUCGGCCAGCGAGGGCACCAAGGCUGAGGCAGAUUCCGAUGAAGAGGAAGAUGUCGAGGAGGCGGAGGACAGUGCCGGCGAAAGCGGCGAGGAUGGCGACGACACUGAUGAUGAGGACAUUGAUGAAGAAAAUGAAGAUGAUGAUGACGAGGACGACGAUGAGGAAGAUGACGACGAAGAGGAGGAUGAUGAUGAAGAUGACGAUGAGUAAUCUAACCUUCUGGCUAAAUUGCUCUUCAGUAGUUAUAGUUUUAUUUCUAUAUAUGCAAACUAAACAUGCUAUAAUUCCGUUUGCAAUUUUUAUAACAGUUUUAAGUAAUAAACGAAUGUUUUAAGUAUGGAA